Trypanosoma theileri is the source of this 492-nucleotide messenger RNA. RefSeq lists its product as uncharacterized. NCBI's taxonomy places the organism in Eukaryota, Euglenozoa, Kinetoplastea, Trypanosomatida, Trypanosomatidae. The transcript has a single exon. The record is from RefSeq and is a predicted model, not a curated record. The annotation marks the transcript as partial.
GCCGGCUGGUGGCGCCGGGGUGGGGUGGCAGUUUUCUGGUCGAAGCAGGCGGCCUCUACAACAGUUGCGCCUCUGCUAUUUUGGUGUUCUACUAGUUGUUAUUCUUCUUUUUUGGUCGUUCGUAGCCUCUGUGUCGUUGUGCUGCUCCGCCUUGGUGGAGUUAGGCGGUGUCCCGGGCCGUCUCGGACUUGUCCGUGUGGCGGGGUCGGUCCCCCACCCCUCCCUUUUUUUUUGGGGGCGGUGCCAUCAGGUUUUUGCCGUUGUGAUUUGCGUUUUCUACGUGUGCUGGUGGUGGUUGCGCUUUUGUUUGCGGCACCGCGCGUUGCGCUCUGGCUGCGAGCCUCUGCCUCCCAUUGGUUUGGUUGGGCUGGCCCAGGUGCGGGGUUUUGGAACAAGAUGCCCUUGGCAAUGAGGGCCGCCUUCAUAUGUCGUCAGGGUGUGGAGUAUAUGAAUUUGAUGCAAAGAAACCAAACUCACUCACUAAAUGUUUGA